Molecule: messenger RNA, 3760 nt
Organism: Nelumbo nucifera (sacred lotus)
Lineage: Eukaryota; Viridiplantae; Streptophyta; Magnoliopsida; Proteales; Nelumbonaceae
Gene: DRD1
Product: SNF2 domain-containing protein / helicase domain-containing protein
Biological process (GO): gene silencing by siRNA-directed DNA methylation
Molecular function (GO): ATP binding
Source: RefSeq, a predicted model, not a curated record
CUGAGGAGGCUUUUGGUUGGAACAACGGUUUCAUCUUUCAUCAGACCGACAGACCCUCACUCUGCUCGCUUCGUCGUUCGCCCGCGCACGCAGCACAUUAGUCACUAGCAAGUAGCAUCGCGCGUUUCUUCCAUGAACUUAAACUACGCAGUGAAAGCUUUCUCUGCAACUCCAUUUAACUGGCGAAAAGCAUAAACAAGAGCGUUCCAUUACACGGACAACGUAAAUUGAUUAAUGGGGAAGAAAAGAAGUUGGUCUGAAAUCAUGGCCGUGAGCCAGGCGCCAACGCUACCAAGUGGUACUCCCAAUUCCGUCAUGUCGUUUCUCAGCAAGUUCGAAAAAUACAGCCGUAGCGAGUCAUACUCCUGGAGCCAGAAAAAGAUGAAAAUGUUCAAUGAAAGAAAAGGUAUUAGUAGCAUAUCUUGGAUUGCAGGUAUCCGAUCUGAACCUGAAUACAAGGACAGGACUCCCUCAAAAGUUUUAGACUAUUCUGAUCCAUUUGCUGUUCCCAAUUUGUUGGAAGGAUUGGAUUCUGGGAAAUUUGGAAGUGUAACAAAUGAAAUUGAAGAUCUUCGUGCUCGAAAGAUGCAAAUGCUGUAUCCCUUGUUUGCAAAGUACCCAUCAUUUUUUUCUUCCUAUGUGGAGUCUGUUUCUCAGUCACCAAGAGUGACUGAGAAACCACAGAACAUCCAUUUGGCUUCUCAAGUUGUUAUAGAUUUGGAUGCUGACUCUGUUGAAAAUGAUUGCCCUGUAACAGAAAAUAGCUAUCCACUUCACAAGUCAUCUAGUGGAGAAAUGCAUCAAUAUGAUGAUCAUAGCUCCAUUGUGGUGGAUAAAACAGAUUGUAUUAACCUUCAGAAUCACAACAACAAUUCAAUUGUUGUUAUUGAUUCAGAUGAAGAAGAUGGUGGGGAUGGGAUUGGGACAAGACAUUCUUCAAUCUUGGACUUGCCAGUAGUAUCUUUAUUCCAGAGCCCUUUCAAUGUAAAGAAUGGAACAGAUCUUAUUCCUCAUAACAGCAUAUUACUUCACAAAGUUUUUCAGCCUGCACAUGGAAACCAUGUGCAGUUGAAUGCCGGAAUGGGUUUGAGUGGUCCUGUUGAAGCAAACCGGAAGGCUUCUUAUCACUAUGAGGAGGUUGUCUUAAGGAAGCCAGCCAAUGUAAACCCAAUCAGGGAUCUGAGUGCAAAACAGUGUUUGAAGGUCGAUGCUGCAAGAGAAAAAGAGGCUGAUAGUGGAAGCACGGAAAGAAGAGACCUAGGUGUCUAUGUUGGGGUCUCGGAUGAUGAAAUGAGUGAAAAAAGCAAUGAUCAAAGUAAUGUAGAAGAUGAUGGGUUAGGUGACAUAUGGAGGGAAAUGACACUAGCCCUAGAAUGUUCUAAGGAGGCUGCUGCAGAGAUGUCAGCUUUUGAACAAAGUGGUGGAGAAGAGGAAGGUGAAGAAUGCAACCACUCUUUUGUUCUCAAGGAUGAUAUUGGAUAUGUUUGUCGGGUAUGUGGUGUUAUUGAAAGGAGAAUUGAGACAAUUUUUGACUAUCAGUGGAUAAAGAGCACAAAGAGUACACGGACUUACACUUCUGAAGCUAGAAAUAUCAAGGAUGGAGACAAAACUGAAGUUGCCUUCUCUGGACUUAACUUCUCUGAAGAUGAUUUUACUGCAGCUGAAAUACAUGUGCAUCCAAGGCAUUUUAAGAAAAUGAAGCCCCAUCAAGUUGAGGGCUUCCAUUUCUUGGCAAGAAAUUUAGUGACAGAAGAACCAGGUGGUUGCAUCCUGGCACAUGCUCCAGGAUCUGGAAAAACAUUCAUGAUUAUAAGUUUUAUGCAGAGUUUCCUUGCCAAAUAUCCCCAAGCCAGACCAUUAGUUGUACUACCGAAAGGCAUCCUGGCAACAUGGAAGAAAGAGUUUCAAAAGUGGCAAGUUGAGGACAUUCCAUUACAUGAUUUCUACUCUUCCAAGGCAGAGAAUCGGACUCAACAGUUAGAUGUGUUGAAGAAAUGGGUAGAGCAUAAGAGCAUUCUCUUCUUGGGAUAUAAGCAAUUCUCGAAUAUUGUCUGUGACAGUGAAACCAGCAAGACUGCUGUUGCUUGUCAGGACAUACUCCUGAAGGUCCCUAGCAUUUUGAUUCUAGAUGAAGGUCACACACCUAGGAACGAAAACACAGAUGUUCUCCAGUCCCUUGCUAAGGUGCAGACAGCCCGCAAGGUAGUAUUGUCAGGAACCUUAUUUCAGAAUCAUGUCAAAGAGGUGUUCAAUAUAUUUAACCUCGUGCGUCCAAAGUUUCUUAGGUUGGAUACCUCCCGUUCUGUUGUCAGGCGUGUCAUGAGCAGGGUGCAUAUACCAGGUGGGAAGAGAUUGUCUAGAAGUAGCAUGGAAGCAGUGUUCUUUGAAACAGUUGAGGCAACCCUACAGAAUGAUGAGGAUUUUCGAAGGAAGGUAGUAGUUAUUCAAGACCUCCGUGAGAUGACAAAGGAUGUUCUACAUUAUUAUAAGGGAGAUUUCUUGGAGGAACUGCCUGGACUUGUUGACUUCACUGUAGUGCUUAAUCUGACACCCAAACAGAAGCAUGCAGUUGAAAAACUACAGAAACUGGAAAAAUUUAAGAAAAGAUCCGUGGGGUGCGCUGUCUAUAUGCAUCCACACUUGAAAGAUUUUUCAGAGAGUGGGUCAUCUGGAGAAAAAGGGGGCAACUUUAAUGAUGAAAAGAUAGAUAAUUUGCUGGAAAAAAUUGAUGUGAAGGAUGGGGUUAAGACUAAGUUUUUCCUUAAUAUCCUGGGAUUGUGUGAAUCAGCUGGGGAGAAACUACUUGUUUUCAGUCAAUAUCUCCUUCCUCUUAAAUUCUUGGAGAGAUUACUUGUUAGGACAAAAGGUUGGAUUGUUGGGAGGGAAAUUUUUAUUAUCUCUGGUGAUUCGAACCCUGAGCAACGAGAGUCUUCAAUGGAGAGUUUUAAUAGUUCUCCUGAUGCAAAGGUAUUUUUUGGUUCAAUCAAGGCAUGUGGGGAAGGAAUUUCUCUUGUAGGGGCAUCACGUGUCAUGAUUUUGGAUGUUCAUUUGAAUCCUUCAGUUUCUAGACAAGCAAUUGGCCGUGCAUUCAGACCAGGCCAAGGGAGGAAAGUAUACACUUACAGAUUGGUUGCUGCUGAUUCACCAGAGGUAGAAGACCACAAUACCUGCUUUAGAAAGGAAUUAAUAUCAAAAAUGUGGUUUGAAUGGAGUGAAUUGAGUGGUCACCAGGACUUUGAGAUGGAGACUGUUGAUAUGAAAAAUUGUAAUGAUUUGUUCCUCGAAAGCCCUUUAUUAGGGGAGGAUGUUAAAGUUUUAUACAAAAGGUGAUUCCUCUGGUCUCAUGGUACAGAGGCUGGCCAUGGUGGCAAGAGAAAACUUCUCUACUUUAUACAAAGUAGCAUAUUUUUGAGAUGCAGUGCAAUAACUGUCAUUUUAUUUUGAUAUUGCAUUAUAAUGGUUUAAGUGCCUUUUUAUAGCAUGGCCACUUGUAGUUUCAUACUCACCCUUCCUUUCUCAUCAGGAAUUUCCAAGGUAUUUUGGCAGGUCACUGUAUAGAACUGUAUGUGUAUAGCUGCUUUAGUACUAGCCUUUUUGAAGCCUUUUCUGUUCAUUCCUUUUUCCUUGAUUCUUGUUUCUUCAUCGGGGAGCAAAGCUGUAUAGAGUAAUAGAAGGUAUGUUAUUUUCAGCCAAGAAAAAAAUAUUGAGCACCCCUUUUUGCUUAUUAGUGGUGAAUACCUGUUGAAAAGCAGUUACUUUA